CGUUGGAGAGACCGCGAGGGAUGCAGGAGCGAUGGAACCCGGCUUCCUUUUUCAAGAAUCAGUGUGACGGAAGGGAGCAGAGCCGCGUUAUUUUAGGGAGACCUUGUCGCACUCCCCCUCCCGUGUGUAGGUAGCGUCUGGGAUGCGUGCGGGCCCCAUGGAGAGACGCUGGCGGUGGCUGCGGUGGCAGCUGGGGCUCCUACCGCGGCUGCAGCCGGCAGUAAUCCGACCCCGCGGGCGCCAGGAUUGAAGACGCGCCAAGGGAGAGCGGCGAGCUGCGAACAAAAGCCCUCGGCGCGGGGCCCGAGCCCGGGACGUGCGCUACUCCACAAAAGGACAGGGCUCAGCCAUGGUGGACCCCGUGCCGGAAGAGGAAAAGGCGGGAGACGAGCCUGAAGGUUCAAGAGGGGACGCAGCCGCCGCAUCUGUGGCCCCCGAUGCACCUGGCGCCCAGCAGCCCGCCGCCUCCUCGGCCUCCGCCUCGGCCUCCGCCUCGGCCUCGGCGGUGGCGCCCCACAAGGCUGAAGUCCCCAGCGCGGCGGAAGAAGGCGGGCGGCGGGAGCAGUCUCCGCUGCUGCACCUGGACCUCUUCAACUUCGACUGUCCGGAGGCCGAGGGCAGCCGCUACGUGCUGACCAGUCCCCGCUCGCUGGAGGCCUGCGCCCGAUGCGCCGUCAAGCCGGUGGAGCUGCUGCCGCGGGCCCUGGCAGACCUGGUGCGCGAGGCCCCGGGCCGCUCCAUGCGAGUGGCCACCGGCCUGUACGAGGCCUACGAGGCCGAGCGGCGCGCCAAGCUGCAGCAGUGCCGGGCCGAGCGUGAGCGCAUCGUGCGCGAGGAGAAGCGCAACAGCAGCUGCAGCAGCGCCAGCCUCCCGGCCUCGCCCGCGCCACGUGCCGCCCGCAAGGCCUCUUCCAGCCCGUCUCCGGCCCGGACGCAACCACCUUCCGCAGCUUCGCGGGAUCGGCUGCGGAAGCUGCAGCAGGAGCAGAACCUGAAGCAGCGGGAGGAGGGCCUGCAGGAAGGGCGCGAGCGGGCCGAGUUGGUCCGCAGGGAGCGCGCUCAGCGCGCGGCCCGCACCAAGCAGCGGCAGGAGGGCCAGCUGCAGCGGGAGAAGCAGGAGCUGAGCCGGGCGGAGCGGGCGCGCCACGAGGCCCUGCUGCAAGGCCGGGCCCGGCAGGAGCGCGCGGAGCGAGAGGGCUUGCGAAGCUCCCUGGAGGCCAGCUUGGGCCGCGCGCAGGAGAACUACGAGCAGUUGGUAGAGCAGCGCGCCCGCGAGCUGCGGGAGCGGGCCCGGCGAGAGGAACUGCAGGGCCGGCGGGCCAAGGAGGUGGCUGAGCGCAAAGAGCGCGAGCACCAGGCGCACCUGGAGGCGCUGGCCCGGGUGGGGGAGCGGCGGCUGCAGCACGCGACGCAGGCAGCCGAGGAAGCAGUGCAGCAGAAGGCGCGGCGCGUGGGCCAGAGCCGGAUGGAGAAGGAACGAACCCAACGCGCCAAUAAGCAGAAGGUAGAGAGGGAUGAGGACUGCCGCCGGCGGGAGCUGCUGCAGGCCAUCGGGCGCAAGCUGGAGCGUAGCGAGCAGCUGUCUCGAGAGCGGCGGAGCGCACUGGAGACCGCCCGCUCCACAGCCCGGGCCUCCUUCCACGUGCGGGAGAAGGUACGCGAGGAGACCAACACGCGCUCCUUCGACCGCAUGGUGCGGGAAGCCCAGCUGCACGCCAGCCUGGACCGCAAAUGACCGCCGCCCUGAGCUGCCCAGGCUGCCACGCUCAGCCCUGCAGGCCCUUCCCCUUGGCCUUUAUGACCAGGUGGAAGUCUCUGGUCGGGGCCCAGCGCCGCGGCCUCGUCAGGCUCCCGACCAACGAAGCAAUGAGAAGACAGAUUGACCUGCCAGCCCACCGCCUUUUGCAAAACGAACUUCAUUUGGAAAUGACAUAGCACAAUCUUUAACCACGUCUUGGUGGCUCCCGCAGCGGCCCUUGCCAAACUUCCCAGUGUGUCUUUGGGGUCAGAAUAGAACAAAGCUGGGAGAGGCGGGCUGCGUCGGGACUGGGGGAGGGCCCCUGUAGGAGAGGGUGCAGUGGUGGCCGCCCCCUUCUCAGCAGCCGCCCAGGCACUUUCCGCAUAUUGGUGUCUGAGGUGACAUUGGUUACUGCAGCCGAGGAGACGUCGCCUUGGCUCACCUCCAUCCUUUUAAAUAAUGGCAAGUUGCACAAAGCUCAGAGGCCUCGAAGAAAAGCACAGCUCUUCCAAGGUGUUAGACCACACCCAGAGACCCCAAAAGCGAUUGGCUUCUGUAUGCUUGACUCUUAAUCUGCCAUUUGAGCAAAUUCUGGUCUUAGUCAUGGUAGUUUUUUGGUUGAUUCCCCUAGGCUUUCUAGUUAGACAAUCAUCUGCCAGUAAUGAUCAAUUUGUGUCUUUUUCCCCCUCUCUCCUUAUUCUCCCAAGUGACACAAGAAAUCGGUUGGUUUGGUGAUGCUGCUUCGCUUUAGUGGAAGCCCCCAGCCCCUGGGGUAGAUGAGUUCCCUAGGCAGCAUUGUUUCCGCCCGAUUCUGCAUUCUCGCAGGGUAAGAAUCAGCUUCAGGGGAGGCCGUGUCUGUUGGCCACCUCCCAGUGCGGAGGCCCUCCUCGAAAGACAGCAGCCAUGCCUUAAGAAGCAGAGCUUGUGUGCCUGCCCGGGCCCAUCCUGCCUGAAUCUCCAGCCCUGGAUGCAGCCCUGAGGGCGGGCCCAGCGAGUCUGGCACUAGGGAACCAUCCCAGCGCUCUGAGGGUGAUCUCCUGUGGUGGCUAGCGUUGCCCCUUUGCUGUUGAGAGUUGUGGUUGCUACUGUUGGUAGUUUAGCUUCCCCUCCUCCACAUGAGGAAAAAGAGAAUUUCUGUUGCCCCUUAAGUUCCUGGUUCCCCCUCACCUUUGCUGAAAGUGUUGAAUCAUUCUCUCCGUGCCUCACCUUUCCCACUGGCCAGAUGGGGCCAUCGGUACUCUUCUCCUGGUACCUCAAGGUCUUCGGGAUCCAAAGCACCGCCUCAGUAUUUUUGGUUGGUCUUCUUUGUGCCUUUCUUGACCUGGUGUAGGGAGGCAGGAGGGCUGCUUUUGGCCUAGCGUGUUCCCGGGAAUUCGGAUUCCUGGGCGUUGGAAGGGGCAGUGCUUCACAACAGAUAAUCAUUUAGCUUCUGGGGGAAAAUAACUUGCAAGACCAGGCCACUCCCUGGUCCAAAAAGUCCCAUUCAGUUGUCUUCAGGCAACUUUAAUGCCUAGAGUGCUUCCUUCCCAUAAAGCCAAAAUCAGCCCCCGGCCAUAUCCACCCACUGACUCUGCCUUCAUCAUGGAAAACAUUACAUUUUACAUUAAAUCAGGAUCAGGAAAUAAGUUACCAAAAAACAAAAAUAAAAAAAGAAUCAGGGUAGAGAACUACUGUAUUAGACAUGUUUCAUGUAUAUUCUGCUGGACAGAAUUGUCCCUAAAGUGUCUGGUAUUACACACACACACACACACACACUCCAUCCGUACCCCCUCCCCAGUUGCAUGCCACCAGGUACAAAAGCAUUGUGUAGAAGGGAGCAAUACUUAAGUGUUACACAGGAGCUGUGCCAAGAUUUGUUUCUUGAAUGGGUGAGUUUUUCCCUCUAAUUUUCUUCUUGUCGGUAACCAGGUUAUCUAUCAGUGAGCUAGCUGGAAUAAUUGGUAUUGUCUCUGAGUCAGGACCAUUUAACCGAAAGGUUAAUUUGAUACUUACUCGUUCUUACCACGUGGCUCCUGAUUUCCUAGAGAGCUUUUGAAACCCGAAUAGAAGACUUCACCUAAAACUACCUUCUUCCAAAGUACGUACAUUCAUUUGAGAAGGACGCAAUCUGGUUUUCUGGAUAACGCCCCAAAAGGUACACAGGUGUUCUAACUCACCCUCUGUUCAGUUUGUUUUCUGACUUACUGAGUGACUUUGGGUAGAUCACCUCUCUGUGCCUUGGUUUCCCCACUUGUGGAAUGGGGAUCGUGACUUUGGCCUUCCUCAGCACUGUGAAGAUGAAUCAGUAUCAAAGUGGUUCUCAGCCCUAUGUCUUUAGAACCACAGGUGCAAUUGCCGUAAACAAAGUAUCAUGUGACUGGACUAUGGCUGGAGAGUAUAAUGUACUGUCGUGAGUGAGCACAGAAAGGAAUGGUCUCAAAAAGUACAUUGCAGCUACCUGGAAUUUAAAUAAAACUUGAAAAAAAAAAGCACAUUGCAGAUCAUAGCGUCACAAGUGAUGCGAAGGCCCAGGUCUGAAUCUGAAUGUCACCAAAUUAGAGGUUUGCACUUAGAGAAAAGCACCGUGUAAAGGGAAAAAAACAUGGAUCCCCCCCCCCAAAAGAGAGAUCCAUAUAGCUAAGUAAAAUUAAAGCAAAAACAGAAGCCAAACCUAGUCAUCGUAAAGAAUGGUUCUUCUAAAUUUCAGACCUCUUCUAGAAUAUAGACCCAUCUCUAUAUUCUAGGAUAAGUGGUCAUGUUGCCCUUUGAGGAGGAGCAAUUGCCAGAAUCAUUUUUUGGCCCUUCAUUUAUAUUCUUCUAUUUGACAUGAUACCAGAGAGAAGUGGAUCUUAUUCUGAACCACAGCAAGGGACAGUUGGAGUGUUGGGGGGCAGUGGGGAUGGUUGGGGAGACAGGCGUACUUCUCCCAAUGUAAACAUUCUAACAAAUGCCCAGAGUUGGCCUCAGAGCACCAUGCUGGAAGUCUUCUUACCAUCCAGGAAAUUGCAGCCCUGAAGCGCUCUCAGACCUUUGCAUUUGCCCUCUUGGAGCAUCCCCUGGCUCCGAACAGAGGGAAUGUGAAAUGGAGUAAGGAGGAGUGGGAAGGGUUGGAAGAAGCUUUUGUUUGGUGCAUUACGAAGGAAACAAGCAGGACAAAACUGUUUCCGACGGAAUCAUUGGUGAAGCUAGCCCAGCAUCCUGCUCAAGCAGUGACCAGUGCCUACACCACGUCUGGACAGGAAGAUGGAAGUUUCCCUUCAGAAGCACACAGACUGAAUCUUCAAGGGAUUUGUCAAAGGUGAAGAGUGGAUGGAGAGGGGAAGGCAUAUCUGAAUGUAGUUUGUGUUCAGGCUACUGGGUAAAGUCUUCCAGCUAUCAUUUCUUCUCCUUUAAAAAGUCCCUUGACACAGAGGAGUGCCUGACUUCGCGUAAGGGGUUGUAGAUUGUUAGCCUCGAAUCCCCUAUAGCUCCGAGUUUGGCACCUCCCACAUGGUAAGCACAUAAAUACUCGAUGGAGAGAGGGAUAGAUGGUGGAUGGCUGGUGGACAACUGACUGGUGAUACGAGGAAACCAGUGAAGGAUAGAUCAGGUGCGCAGGCCUCCAUUCAUUUGACAAAUUUGUAUUGAACAUCUGCUGUGUGCCAGGCACUGCUUUUGAUGCUGGGAAGACAAAGUCUGAUCACUGACCCUGGGGACCAUCGAUGCUUCAUUGUCAUGAGCAGACAUCUGUAUGUCCCCAUUGGGCUUAACUACCUUCCCACCCUGAGUUAUCCAUCCACAGGCAGAUCUGAUAGUCCUUCAGGCUCUAACUUCAAGCGUUUUCAAUUUCCUGGGGACAUACCAUCUGCCAAAUAACCAUCACUCAGUCCCUGUUGUUCUCUUUCCCUUGAUUAACCAGGAGCCUUGAUUAAUCAGGUCAAAUUCAUAAGGUCAUGGACUUAAUCAGCUUUAAAUUACAGUAAAAAGAGAGAGGGAGAUUAAUUACCUUCAAGGAUGUUGUUUUGUCACCACAUUAACUAAGGCAGCAUAAAUAACUCGUCAAAAGAAGAAAGGCAAUGAUUGUCAACCCAGAGAAUGAGCCUCAGGCCAUGCAAAGCCCCAGAUCACUAAACAGGGUAGCAGUUUCACCAUUCAACUGUUCGUGCUGAGACAAGAAACUCAACAUUUCAGAAGCAUUUCCAGCUUAAAAAUUCCAACAAAAAGAGAUUUCUGAUCAAUACUAAAUUGAUGAGCAAGGUUAGCGAAGCAAAUAUUCUUAAGACUUCCAGGUGGUUGAGGUUGCCCAUAGGUCGCUCUGUAGACUUGCCUUUUCUCCACCAUGUGACUGCCGUCUCCACCCUGCAUGUCCCAGGGAAACAUAUGGCAGAUGAACACAAGGAAACCUGGCAUUUCUUGGCACGGCCUGGAAAGCGGCUUUCAGGGACCCAGCAGAUAACUCUCAGUUCUAGAAAUGUCGGUUAGGCCCUAUAUGUGAUACACACUUGGCUUCGGUUGUCUGACGCAGCACCUGCUGUAUUCUGACCAAUCAUGUGCUUUAGUACCUGACCACGUGGAAGAGCACCUGGCCUGCUCACCUGUGUCCACUGUUCCACAGAGCUCUGGUGCUCUCUCUGGGUACAUCUCCUCCUGGCCCCAUCCAUCCCUCCACAUGUCCCUUCAGACUGGGCCCUGGUGUUGCUUGGGCUUCCCAUAAGUCUGGGCUGGGACAGAGGGCGGAGUUAAUAUCAGAUGUUAGGAUAUAGAGGGGAGGGACAGUGUUCCUUUUGAGGAACAGUGGUGAUCAUUGUUUGCACUGUUACUUCCUGAUUCAUCAAAUACCGUCAUGUCCCAUAUGAGCACAGACUUAGUCCAAAGUGAUUUUUAAAUUAGCUGCCAUUUUGAAGUGUUCAUGCCUUUCUUCCUCGCCACUAGUACAGUCUUGGUGGCAUGUUUUUGCGUCAGACAUUUGCACAAUUCAUAGGAUUGUCAGAAAGACAGUAGAUCCGUAUCCACUCCUGUUUGAUACACACACACACACACACACACACACACUCCUACCAAUUCCAGCAUCAGCGUUCUUUCAGAGGGAGGGAAAUUGUAGUUGUGUUCUUCCAGGGAAAGGUAAGCUCUGGGGAAACUGAGCUGCCCUUGGUAGGGGUCCGUGGAUUCCACCUACCUCCAGCUCCUGGGCUGCUUCAGGCUCUGGCCUGUAAGCAUAGUGUCCAUAUUUCCCAAGCCCAGCAAUGAGCCAAGUGGGUGGCAAAGGGUCUUCAUAUUGCCACUACACUUCUCCUUUCCCCUACUCAGUGAGACAGACUGGCCGGAAAAUGGACUUUGGAUGCCAAAAUGUUGACAUUCGGAACAUCUCAGCAUGAUGGAAUGACGAACAUCUACAAAGUUCUGAACAUCCAGUCCAUGUGGCUGCCAUGCCUUCAAGACAAAGAAGCAAGUAUCUUGACUUAUUCAGACUGUUACCUACUGUUCCAUGGGCCCCUCAAGUCAUCUAUAAAAGGAGGACAACAGAUCCUACAUGGUAGACAGUUGUUAAAUGAGUUAAUGUUUGGAAAGCAGCUCAGUCCCUGGGAAAUAGCACUCAAUUCAUGGAUAUUGUUAUUCUGAACUUGGGGAGCAAAGGAAGGAAUGAGGUAGGUUGAACGUCAGCCAGGUGGUCCUGGUAGACACCAGUCUUUGAUGGUAGCCCUUUGUGGUUGUCUGUAUCCCUUGCCGUGUGGCAAUCCCCCAACCAAUCCAAAGGAAGGGGCUUUGGAGUAAUGGUUCCCCUGGUGAUGUGCUGUAGCCUGGGGUUGCGGAGGGAGGAAUUAUUUUGUUUACCAAAUGUUUGGCAAUAAAAUUGACACUGGUGAUAA
Ailuropoda melanoleuca (giant panda) is the source of this 7563-nucleotide messenger RNA. RefSeq names its product coiled-coil domain containing 177 (gene CCDC177). The record is from RefSeq and is a predicted model, not a curated record. NCBI's taxonomy places the organism in Eukaryota, Metazoa, Chordata, Mammalia, Carnivora, Ursidae.